CUGUCCGCGGGCCUCGGAAACGCCUGACGCGCGGAAGGAAGUGUGUUAACCCCUCUCCGCCGCGCUUCCAGGGCCGGGAGGCGGCUGCUCCUCCUCCUCCUCAUCGUUGUCGUCGUGAGACCCUGGUGCAGGAUGCAAGCCGCUGCCUGCUGUCCACACCCUGCGCGCCUCUCCCGAAGGAGGAGGAAGAGGGAGGAGGCGAGGCGGGCGCAGUCCCAAGCUGCGUGCAGCCAGCCUGUCCCCUCGGCGAGAGCGCCCCGACCACACGGUCCGGGCCCAGACCCAGGCCCCCAGUUUGCUUGCCUCUGCUGAGUGUGCACCCAGCACCCUAAAUCCCGGCUUAAUCGCCGUCCGCACACGCACAGCGCUCCGAGGCGCUGCGCCCCCGUGCAGGUGGCGCAAACGCCCCUGCCUUCCGCCGCCCCCUGCCGGGCAGCGAGAAAGGCGGCGGCCGCGGAGCCGCCGUGCGCAGCUCCGGGAGAGCUCUCCGGCGCCGGGAAGAAGCCGGCAGCGUCCCCGAUGGUGCCGCCGCCUCCUCCGUGCCGGGGAGCAACGGCCAGGGGGCAGCUGGGCAGGAGUCUGGGUCCGCUGCUGCUGCUCCUGGCGCUGGGACACGCGUGGACCUACCGGGAGGAGCCCGGAGACGGCGACAGGGAAAUCUGCGCGGAGAACAAGAUCGCCACGACCAAGUACCCGUGUCUGAAGCCUUCGGGCGAGCUCACCACGUGUUUCAGGAAAAAGUGCUGUGAAGGGUACAAAUUUGUUCUUGGACAGUGUGUCCCUGAAGAUUACGACGUUUGUUCCGAAGCUCCCUGCGAGCAGCAGUGCACGGAUAACUUCGGCCGAGUGCUGUGUACCUGUUACCCGGGUUACCGAUACGACCGGGAGAGACACCGCAGGCGGGAGAAGCCCUACUGCCUGGAUAUCGAUGAGUGCGCCAGCAGCAAUGAGACGCUCUGCGCGCACAUCUGCGUCAACACUGCGGGCAGCUACCGCUGCGAGUGCCAAGAGGGCUACGUCCGCGAAGAUGACGGCAGGACGUGCACCAAGUACCCCAACGACACCGGGCGAGAGGAGAAGUCUGAGAACGCGUUGAAAGCCGGCACCUGCUGCGCCACGUGCAAGGAGUUCCACCAGGUGAAGCAGACGGUGCUGCAGCUGAAGCAGAAGAUUGCCCUGCUCCCCAACAAUGCUGCUGACCUGGGCAAGUACAUCACUGGCAACAAAGUGCUGGCCUCAAACGCCUACCUUCCAGGACCUCCCGGCCUGCCUGGGGGCCAGGGCCCUCCAGGCUCACCAGGACCGAAGGGGAGCCCGGGAUUCCCCGGCAUGCCAGGCCCUCCUGGGCAGCCUGGCCCCCGGGGCUCCAUGGGCCCCAUGGGACCGUCUCCCGAUCUGUCCCACAUUAAGCAAGGCCGGCGGGGCCCUGUGGGUCCUCCAGGCGCACCAGGAAGAGACGGUUCUAAGGGAGAAAGAGGAGCACCUGGACCCAGGGGCUCUCCAGGACCCCCUGGUUCUUUCGACUUCCUGCUCCUCAUGCUGGCCGACAUCCGAAACGACAUCGCGGAGCUGCAGGAGAAGGUGUUCGGGCACCGGACUCACUCUUCAGCGGAGGAGUUCCCUGUACCUCAGGAAUUUUCCAGCUACCCUGAAACCAUGGACAUGGGCUCUGGAGAUGACUACACCAGAAGACUGACUGAGGCGGCAGGCUUGGGAGCCCCCAGGGGCUUACAUCCAUAGCAUGUCCCAGCGUCUUCAUACCAGUGGGAGAGAAGAGGGUCUUCACCUGUAGUUCAAUCAUCUAAAGAACAAAAAAAACCCACCACUGGCAGCCUAGGAAUGCUACCUUCUCCCUACUCUUCUUCCUCCAAAUACUGCUUUCAGAGCCCUGAGAGACCUGCUAGAACAUGCGGGGGAAAUUAUUGAUUUACGUGCUUGCCCCCCUGGGAGUCACUUGGGCUACAUUGGGACUUCUCUUCUGCUCCUAUUUUUCCAGGAACUUCUAGAUUUCUGGCUUAUGUACUCUUGUGGCUGCUUAACAUUGGCAGAAUACGGAAAACGGGUGGGUGGGUGGAGAUGGCCAGGUGAGCGCUAAAGAAAUGUUAGGUUACUUCUAAAAACUAAUUGAUGUGUUUAAAAUGGACUUAAGCCUCAUCUCACAUCAGAAUUGGGGUUCCUCAAUUACAGAGUGGUGGGAAGGACAGUCAUGGGGCCCUUUCCUUGGUGGGUAGUUCUUUUUCCUUCAUCAGGCUCUUAGAUUACAUGGUCUGUCCUCUGGUCCAACCUUGUUUGCCAAAUUUGGUUAAAGAAAGGAGAGAAUUGAGGAGUGGAGAUUGAGGAAGAUAGAAAAGAAUUAUAGUCCCGUGUUUGUUGUCAUAUAUGACUACUGAGGGUUCAUCCCAGGCUCAUCUUACAAGUUCCCUAAGCAGACAAGAAAGUUACUCCAGCUCUAGGAAUGAAUCAGCUUUGGAAAGACAACCAGAAUGUGAAAUGUCCUGAUUCACAUUAGAACAAUGGGCUUCUGGUUGCAGGGAAGCUUUUUGAUCUAAAGAGGGGGCCUGUUCUGCCAGUGAUGGAUUAUUUGUUAGUAACAGUGGCUGACCCCGGAGAGAGCUGCAGAAUUCCUAGCACGGACCCAGUGCCCAGAAGAUGCCAGCAGGCUGUGGUCCAGGCUGAAUCGAUGUACAAUGGGGCUACAGCUGGAAAGGGGGUGCUGGCUUGGGUUGCGGGAGCCUGGGCAGAGACCCCUCUGAAGGCAGAUUGGCAGAGGCGGAUAAAUUGGCUCCCGUUGGGUGUGGCCAAUCAGGUUUACUAACAUAGUGAGAACAAUACACUAUACAAAGUUCUUUUAGAUGGAAGGAACACAGAAAACAGCCUUGGUUCACCUUGGUUAGCAGGUAUUUUCUUCCUGCUAUGCCCAUUUUCCAUUUUCCCCCCCUGCUUCAUGUAGUCCAAGCUCCGGCUCUUUCAGUUCUUCUCUUUGAUUUCCUCUGCUUGGCAGGGUGGGAAGCAGCUCAGAAAGCAUCCAUUGCCCAGUCUCCCGCUGAGCAGGAGGCCAGCAGGAAGAUCUGCGCCUGUGAAAAAUGGCUGGGGCCUCUGGGUUUCCACGGGCAGCUCUCACGUUUCCUAAGCUCUGCUUUCUCCUGGGGGUUUCAUCUGCCCCUUCGGGAGACUUUGACCCUGAUGUUGAACUUCACCAAUGACCAUUCUCACCCUCACGCUUGCCUUCCCCUUCCUCACCCUGUGAUGUGCUCUCAACUCCUCAGUGGUCUGUAUUGGGCUGUUUUCCAUCACCUUUCAGCCUGCAUCAUUUAGCUCCCCUAGUGUGGAAACUUCCUUAAAGAACAUCACUGCUGGUUCUUGUGUCACUCUUACUCUUUAAGAAAGAAAGGGGUUCUCUCUGCAAGUCCCAAAUGGGCUCAGCCUGCCUUCCCUUCUCCGGGUCCCAUUGGAAACGCAGGACGCUAGUAGGUCAGUAGGUGGCUGAGCCAUUCAUGAGCUCUUGGCUCUACUGUUUUUUGUGCAAGAAACCCAGUGUCUGUUCAUUCUUAAAGGGAAAGCAGUUUCAUUUGCAAGGCUCCCUUUCAGACAUCCUUGCUCCUGUGUGCUUCCAGAAGCUGUAACCAAGGACCUCUCCGGCCACAGGUUUAUGAAGAGGUGGACUCAACAUCUGAGCCCCACCUGGAGUAUGUGAACUGUUUGCCUGCUGUGGGACAGUAUUUAAAGGGUGUGGAUGGAUGAAUGCUUAACAAAAAAGCUAUGCCUGAUGAUUAGGUCCAUCUUUCAUUCUUUUUUUUUUUAAAAUGAAAGAGUUUUAUUGCCUUUUCUUUUUCUUGACAGUGAAGUGUUCAGAAAUAAAAUCUCUGUUGUCCAGUGCUCAUAAAAUGCAACCAAACUGUGUGUUUGGCCAGAGGCUAGCAUAAUAUAUUAAAAGAACGAACUGGAAAUAGUAGUAUCUGGGACUCAUGAAACAGUUCUACAUAAUUCUCUCCAAGAAAACACACAGUAUCCUGUAUUUAUAAUUUCAGUCUGCAGUACCAAGUCAGUCUACCAAAUUGUUAUUCUCAGAGCUACAAAACUUGGACUACUGCAGGACUAAAUAUGUAUUCAGCAUGCCCAAAUUACAUUUUUCAAAGAUAAGAUAUAAAGCAUUAUUCUUUUCUAAUCAUGUAGUUAUGCAUGGAGAACCAAAGCUUCACUAUCUGUACAGGACUUGCCAAAACCUAAUGGGAAAACCUCUGGGCGGUGAACUCUGCUACAGUUUUACUGAACCACUUCAAGUUUCCGAGGAAGAAAUUUUUCGCGUAUCUCAACCCCUCAGCAGAAAUACUGACUUCAACAUUUUGUACCCUCAUGACCAGGCCAUCCUGAGUUGCCUCUGUUUCUGGAUAACAACAGGAAUCAAGUUCUUCUGUUGGGAAUAAUGCAAGGAGGACCUGCACGGUUCUUUAGGAACCUCCUCUUUGUUCCUAGUUCCACAGGGAGAACUGAUAGGCUCUGCUUUGCCAAAAGGCAGGAGAGGUCCAAAGAGGAUGCUGCCUUCUCUCUCCUCCUCUGUUAAUCCCCAACACCUGUUACAGAAUUAACUGACCAAAUGAAGUUAAUUUCUACUGCAUAAACUCAGGUAUGUCUGUAGUCCAACAGGUAAGUAGUUAAGUGCUCAUUGGUGUUCGGGGAGAGAGAGGGAAGUAUCUCCCCCACCAAAUACCCGAUGAACAGUGCUCAGUUCUGCCUGUGAUCCCUUUCUGAUGUUCAUAGCUACCAUUGGCUUUGGGAGCAUUGUGCCCAGGCAGGGGAAGCCCUUCUCCAUACCCAGGGGCUGGGAGUCACAUCUUGGGAGUCACUCUUCUCCCUCCCCCGCCCUGUCCCAGCCUGUCCCACAGAGACAGCCACAGCAGCCUCGUUCUGCAAACUUAACAUUUUUCAAAUGAACUUCCUGAGAAGGAAGUUAUUUAUAGGACCCUGGGCCAAACAAUUAGUAGCAGAGAGCCAUCUAAAGUGAUUAAGGCAUUCAGGGAAAUAAAUGAAAAUUUUCCUGGCACAGUCAGCACGUAUGUUUCACAACAAAUCAAAAAAUAAUUUUCCAUUUGGAGAAAUGACAAUGGCCAUGAUUGUUAAAGCAGAGACACUUGGACUUCGUGUGUUCCUUCAACAGUUGGUGUUGCUUCUCCAGGGGAGUGGCAGAAGAGGACCCUUUUGCACACCCACCCCGUCCACCCCCAACCGUGGACCUUGGCAUUCUUUGCUCAGUUCUCAAAGCAAAUACCUGAGCAGUUUCAUGUGUAUCAUGAGUUUGUUUGUAUUUCCCAGUGACCAGCCAUAUACUUCAGUAGCUCUGGUGUUCAUGAAUUGUAACAGGUCCAUAUAACCUCUGAUCUAGUAUUCAAACACUUAUGGAUGUGAUACUAUGAAAUGUGUUUGAUAUGAUUGUAUAUGCUUCAUAACAAAGUUAUUUUUCGUAUAUGGCUCCACUGUGUUUUGUCUUGACACCCAUUCCUGUGGAUCAGCUCACCUUUUUAACCAGUUGAACUUGAGGAGAUAGGGUGGGGUGCGUUUGUUUUAAACAUUGGAAUCAACCUGAGUCACCCGCCUCCUGGGGUCUCAAUGUGGUCCAAGCAUUUGAGUCUAAAUGGAGGUGUGAAAGCCCAGGUACCACUGCAUCUGGGUCUCAGAGACUCCAUUCCCCAGCUAUGUGGAUCCUCUGGGACCCCAAGGUGGGAUUUCUCAAACCAAGAACACUCCAGGGCUCACUGGAGGUGUACCAGGAACCCAUGGUAUGACUGUUUUCUAUUGGUUUUUGCUCUGUUGCAGAUUUAGAAUUCCAUGUGAAAUUUCCUUAUGGGGUAGGGGAGGCUGUUGACCACCUCAGUGGUGUUAGAGAACUGAGGGGAGCAAGUCCCAAGCACUGGCCACUGAGACCCUCAGCUGGAGAAGAGAGGCAGGGGAGUCUCUCCAGUGGAGCCCUAGGCAGGAGGAACCAUAUAAUAAGGCUCCUAGCCGUCUUCAGUAACCUGAAAUUAGCCCCUGUUUGCACAUCUCACCUUCACUUAGCGUUGGCCAGUGCCUGGUGCAAGCAGAAAACUGGGGAGUGAAGCAGUCACACUCGCCCACCUCCUGGGGAUCUUUGGCAGAAACAGAAAAGGAUCUUUCCAGAGAAAAUAAUGUGAUCACAUAAAUACGCAGUUACAAACCGUGAUAGGCACUUUGAAGGAAAGUGCUGGGUGUUAGAAGAGCCAGCAGCCAGCUCCUGCCAACACGACUCCUGCUGGGCUCCCCUGUGAACUCACUCCCUCGCGUUGUCCCCGACGGCAGCCGUGCCAGACCUCAGCGCCCCUCCGAGAGUGCAGCUCUGCGAGUGCUCUGGGUGAAGUGGGGACAGUGAGAACCAGAGAGACCACACAUGAGCUCUCCAGCCCUCUGACUUUAACACACUGAGGCGGGGCAAGCACUUCCUUCAUGACCUCUUGAAGCCCCACUGGGAAGUUGGUAACAUCAUGUGCUCCAGUCUCGAUGCCAGCAGAACUUGAGGCCUGUUUGUUCCCGACAAGGGUGUGUCAGUCUUUGAAAAGCUGGCUCUGCUUUGGAAACCCAAAACUGAGGAGCGGUGCAGCUCAGCUCCAGGUGUGAAUCUGCACAGCCUCAUCCGUGUGUGGAUGUAAAGUUGCAGGGCGGGCCCCUGAGGUCUGCAGGGAUCCGUGGGUGACUGAAGCGGGAUUGGUACUUCCAGGAAUUGACGGGCAUGAGAGGAAGAGAGGCAUAGUCAUUCCUUAGCCUGUGCUAUGAAAAUGCCGCCUCCUUGGGUGGCUUACAAUGACAGAAAUGUGUUCUCCUGCUCUUCUGGAGGGUGGAAAUCCAAAGUCCAGGCAUGAGCAGGAGGGGUCCAGAAAGCGUCCCAUGCCCCCUUCCAGUUUCUGGUGGUCACCCACAACCUUGGUAUCCGUUGCUUCCACCGUUCUACUCUUGUGUGUGUGUUGUCACAUGGUCUCCAGCACUGUCCCAUCUGAGUCCUCUGUAUCUCGAUGGUAGCUAUUGGAUCAGGACCUCCCAAAUCCAGUAUGACCUCUGCAAUUUAAUUACAUCUGCAAAGACCCUAUUCCAAAUAAAGUCACAUUCUGAGGAUCCAGGUAGACAUGAACUUGAGGGGAUGCUAGUCAACAUAGAUGGAAAUUUUCUUCCUGUCCAUUGACUUCUCACCCGUAGCGUUUUGUCCAACUUGAAAUUCUCAUUUACUUCAUUCAAAGUUUAAAAAAAUAUUGAGGGUCAAGGGUGGAUGGGUGAACAGUCCAGAAUCCCUGGUCUUGGGGAGCACGCUUCUGGUCCAGGAAGUCAGUCAUGCCUGACUUGAUGGCAUCACGUUAUGAGCAAGGGCUCAUCAGGUGACUUCAUUGUCAUGUGAACACAUAGUGCAUGCUUACAUAAACUCAGAUAUGCAGGCACUAGGCAGGGAAAGCUUUCGGGACCACCACUGUGUGUGCAGUGCAGCAUGGACUGAGACAUUGCUGCUGAGGCACACGGCCUGGUAAGUCUCAGGAUUCUCCAGAGAAGCAGAGGCCAUGUGCACUUAGAAACCGAGGUUUAUUUUAAGGAAUUGGCUCACACAACUGUGAAGGCUUGACAAGUCCAAAAUGUGCAGGGUGUGUCGGCAGGCUGGAGACCCAGGGAAGAGUGAAGUUCAAGUCCAAAGACUCUCGGCUGGCAGAACUCCUUUUUGUUUGAGGGAGGUCAGUUUUUUCCAUUACAGCCUGGACUGGUUGGCUAUGAGUCCCACCCACAUGGUGGAGCAUAAUUUCUGUGCUCAAAGUCUGCUAACUUAAAUAUUUCAUAUAAAAAUUAUUUUACAGGGGCAUGGAGAAUAUUUGCCCAAAUAUCUCGGUGCAGUGGUCUAGCCAAGCUGACUCAUAAUGUUAACCAUGACAAUCAAUACCAGUGUUGAAAUGGAGAAAAUCAGGUCAGGUAGAGAGUAAAGGAGAGUAGGAGAAUCUACUUUGUGGGGGUGGGGGAGUUCAUCAGGAAGACCCUCACUGGCACUGGGGUGGUAGAUGAGCAGAGACCUUAAUGGAGAAAGAGAGGGAGCCAUGUGGUGUGUUGGGAGGAAGUGACAGCAAGAUGCCAAGGCGAACCUGCCUACCGUACUCUGGCAGUGGGUUUGAUGUGGCUGUAAAAAAAUCAGGGAGCAGAGGAGAGGAAAUGGAUUGGAGAGACAGCCAGAAGUGCCCCACAUAAGGACUUUGUACCUAAUGAACAGGUGGAGGCGUUGGAAGGGACCAUGAUAGAAGCAAGGAAACCAUUAGGAGACUAGGAGCAGUGUACUUGUUGGUUGACCCUGGACUGUGUUAGCACUUGCUACUACUUGUUCUGAUUCCUUGCUAAAGUAGAAAUGCCUAGCUUAAGGAGAGAAAUUUUGUCUUUUUAUUCCCAGUGUCUGCCACAGUAACCAGUGCAUGAUAGGGGUUGAAUAGCUUUAUAGUAAGUCUGAUUCAUUUAACAUAUUUGCUCUUCACCAAAUGCCACUGGGUAGGUACUUUUGUUAUUGCCAGUGUCUAUACGAGGGGGUCUUCAAAAAGUUCAUGGGAAAUGCGUAUUAGGACAAAACUAUGCAUGAAUUUUGACCCUUUUUUCCUGCAACAAAAUUUAUCUUUUUAAAAAUUAUUUGAGAAGCAGAGUUCCCAUUUUAUGGAUGCUCACAACAGCCGAGGCUGGGCUGGAGCCAAAGCUAGGAACUUGGAACUCAAUGCUGAUCACUCAUGUAGGUGGCAGGAACCCAUUUAGGAAUCCACUGAGCCAUCCCUGCUGCCUCCCAAAGUCGACACUGCCAGGAAGCUGGGGUCAGGAACUGGAGCCAGGAACCAAGCCCAGGUGGUCCAUGUGGGAUGCAAGCAUCCCCACUGCUAGGCUAAGCACCUGCCCGUACACUUAAUUCCAUUGUUCACAAGCUUUUUGAAAUAUUCUCAUACAUCCUUUUGUCACAAAGCUAAACCAUUUCAGACCAAGGUGUAUUUCAGAAUAAACAUUAACUCACGGUGUCAGUUUGACAUGUAGGGUAGGUGUACCGCAAACACGUAGCCACACGUUCUCUCCCCACUUGGGAAUCAGUUUCACUGAUGGAUCCCCAGGGCACAGCAGCUCACACCAAGACAACCGUCCAGACACAAAGCCACUUGCUUCCCCCAUUCCAAUUUUCUAAUAUACUCUGGGUUGGAAUUUUUUUAAAAGAUUUAUUAUUUUCUUGAAAGAGUUACACAGAAAGAGGAGAGGCAGAGAGAGGGAGAUCUUCCAUCCGCUGGUUCACUUCCCAGGUGGCAGCAAUGGCUGGAGCUGCACUGAUCCAAAGCUAGGAGCCAGGAGCUUCUUCCAGGUCUCCCACGUGGGUGAAGGGGCCCAAGGACCUGAGCCAUCUUGUACUGCUUUCCCAGGCCGUAGCAGAGAGCCAGAUUGGAAGUGGAGCAGCCGGGACACGAACCGGAGCCCAUUAUGGGAUGCCGGCACUGCAGGCUGCAGCCUUACCUGCUACGUCACAGUGCCGGCCCCUGGAAUCUUUCUGGCUUUCUGCUAUGAGGCAACUGACAAAUACAUAAUGAGACAAUUACGAUAGUCUUCAGUGGAAGAAAGGAAAGAAUACAUCUAACAAAGCUAACAACCUUGCUGUUACUUAGUGUCACAUGUGGACCAAAGAUAACUGGGAGUCAGUACUCAAAAAGAGAAACAUAAUAGAUUGAGUAGCACAUCAUCUCAUUGAAGGAAUAUGCUAUUGAGUGUGUUUUCCUAGAAGGAGUAGGUCACGUAUGUCCUUACUACAUAGUCAUUGAUCAACAUGAAUUUCUGAGAAAGCCUCAUGCUGAAAAUGAGGUCACAGAAGGAAGCACAUUCUAAUGCAAUGUCUCUGCAUCAGGGUUAAGUUAAUGAACUUAAUUGAUGGACUUGAUUAAAGAAUAAAGCACAAACUACCUUAAGCAGCCAGCCAGGUCAUAAAAUACACACACAUAAUUGAAACAAGCUCAAAGAUAAUUAUCCCUUCUAUGUAGGAUGCACUCAUUUUCUCUAAUUUUUAAAGUUUUUUUUUGUUUGUUUUGUUUUUUACAGGCAGAGUGGACAGUGAGAGAGAGAGAGAAAGGUCUUCCUUUGCUGUUGGUUCACCCUCCAAUGGCCGCCACAGCCAGCGCGCUGCGGCCGGCGCACCGCGCUGAUCCGAUGGCAGGAGCCAGGUACUUAUCCUGGUCUCCCAUGGGGUGCAGGGCCCAAGGACUUGGGCCAUCCUCCACUGCACUCCCAGGCCACAGCAGAGAGCUGGCCUGGAAGAGGGGCAACCGGGACAGACUCCGGCGCCCCGACCGGGACUAGAACCUGGUAUGCCGGCGCCGCAAGGCAGAGGAUUAGCCUAGUGAGCCACGGCGCCGGCCAUAAAGUUUUUUUUUUUAUUUGAAAGAGUUACAGAGAGGUAGAGAGAGAGGUCUUCCAUCUGCUGGUUUACUCCCCAGAUGGUCACAGUGGCCAAAGUUGAGCUAAUCUGAAGCCAGGAGCUUCAUUCAGGUCUCCCAUGCAGGGGCAGGGGCUCAAGGACCAUUCUCUGCUGUCUUCCCAGGCUCAUUAGCAGUGAGCUGAAUCUGAAGUGCAGCAGCCAGGACUCAAACUGAUGCCCAUAUUGGAUGCCAGCACUGCCUCUAAUUUUUAAUAGUGGUCACAACCACUAAAUUGGUUCUUUCUGAUUUACUAAUGAGUGCAGCCCUCAGUUUGAAAACCAAUUGUGGGACCUGCAUUGUGGUGCAGGAGGUGAAGCCACAUCCCAUACCGUGCAUCCCAUAUGACCACCAGUUCAAGUCCCAGCUGCUCCACUUCUCAUCCAGCUCCCUGCUAAUGCAUCUGGAAAAGCAGCAGAAGAUGGCCCAAGUACCUGGCUCCCUACCACCCAUGUAGGAGACCUGGAUGGAGUUUCUGACUCCUGGCUUCAACCUAGCCUGGUCCCAGCUGUUGCAACCAUUUGAGAAGUAAUCCAGUGGAUCAAACAUCUCUCUAUCCCUCUCUGUCUCUCUCUCUCUCUCUCUCUCUCUCUCUCUCUCUCUCUGUGACUCUGCUUUUCAAAUAAAUAAAUCUUUAAAAAAAACUUGUUUAUAUCAGUAUUUCUCAAACUUUACUGUACAUGUGAAUCAUCAGAAGAUUUUAUGAAAAUGAAGAUUCUAGGCAUGUGUUAUGGUGCGGCAGGUUAAGCUCCAGUUGGGACGUCCCCAUCCCCCAUUGGAGUGCCUGAGAUCCAGUCCUUCCUCCACUUCCAACCCAGCUCCCUGCUGGUGUGCACCUGGGAGGCUGCAGAUGCUGGUUCAGGUGCUCCCACAUGGUGUUGAUGCUGCUGUUCUGUGAACCACACCGUGAGUAGCAGACCUGGCCCUCAUGCAGGGCAGUCUGCUGUGGACUUUGGAAAAAGGUAAGAGAGAUUUUUAUUAACUUAGAACUCUGACAAGGGUCAGGAUUUCACGUAUGUCUAUUGUGUCAUUUACUCAGGUUCUUGUUUCACCUGCUAGUAAUUUUUAAAAAUUUAUUUGAAAGGCAGAGAGCGGUCUCCCAUUCAUUGGUUCACUUCCCAAAUGUCCAAAACAGCUGAGAUUGGGUGAGGCCAGAGCCAGGAGCCAGGAAUUCAAUCUAGGUCUCCCAUGAGGGUGGCAGGAACCCAACUGCUUGAGCCAUCACCUGCUGCCUCCCAGGGUGUGCACUAGCAGGAAUCGAAUCGGGAGCAGAGCUGGGCUUGAACCCAGACACUCUGACACAGGAUGCUGUCAUCCUAAAUGGCACCUUCGCCACAGCAGCAAAUCCCAUUCCCCUUUUUCUUUUAAAUAGAGUUUCCCAGGAAAAUGGCACAUUGUAAGAUGAAACCAUUAAAUAAAUCUUGCCUCUCCAUUAAUAUCUUCACAGUAAUCAAGUUGCUAGCUAGAUGAGGAGGAAAGAAAAUAUCUAAAAGAAAUAAGGAAGGUAGGGGAAACUUGACAGAGGCGAGCAUCAGCUUUGCUCACUCUAUCGGCUCCCUCUGCAGCCUGGGCCCUGGCCCUGCCACAGGCUGCUGCUGUUUUGUUGGCUUCUUCCCGAGCAUGGAGCAGACGCACAGUCCAUGCUGCAGCUUCACCAACUCUCCCUGUGCGAUGUGGUUUCCCCCACACUCCCGGAAAUCCAAGACUCUGAUUCUUGUUCCUUCCUGGCGAGGUGACAACAUGUUCUGAAUUCUCACUUUUCCUCUGGUCUACUUCCUGUGGCUUUUUAUCCUUUUUCCUUCUCUAACAUCACUACCAACCACACAGGGAAUGGGAGCUGGGUGGGAAGAUCAUUAAACCAGAAGGAAAUGCAUAUCAAUGGAGUCUUAUUUUGCUUUAUAAAUAGUCUUUGUGAUGUUUGAGGGUGGCUUGGUUUCAGAAGUCAGGUCAUUUUUGUUGGUUUUUUUUUUUUUUUCCACAACUAUAACUAAUGGAUAUUCUUAGUUCUGUCUUCCCCCAAAAAUAUAUAAUCAUGGACCUACCUGGCCAUGGAGACAACCGUUAACCUGUCACCUCCAGCAUCCUGGAGAUGGAACACGGCAUCUUGGUGGGCUGCUGUCACGCCAUGGGUCUGAAGGACUAUGUGACGUGGAAGCAGUACCUCUGGCGUGUAUGGACUUUCCAUUGUCCUACAAUUCAGUAAACGGCCAAGACCAACAGAACAAACGUAGACUGCUGAGAGCCAUGGGUAGGUAACUCGCCUUUUGAAACAAUCUGGUAAAGAAAAAUGUGCCACAAAUCGAAUUAGGCUCAGGUGAUUCAGAAGGGAAAUAACAGCUGUGAAACAUUUCAAAAAGAGGUCCCUCUGCCGGCGCCCCGGCUCACUUGGCUAAUCCUCCGCCUUGCGGCGCUGGCACACCGGGUUCUAGUCCCAGUUGGGGCGCCGGAUUCUGUCCCGGUUGCUCCUCUUCCAGUCCAGCUCUCUGCUGUGGCCCGGGAAGGCAGUGGAGGAUGGCCCAAGUCCUUGGGCCCUGCACCCGCAUGGGAGACCUGGAGGAAGCUCCUGGCUUCGGAUCGGCGCAGCGCACCAGCUGUGGCAGCCAUUUGGUGUUUGAACCAACGGAAGGAAAACCUUUUUCUCUGUCUCUCUCUCACUGUCUAACCCUGCCUGUCAAA
This is a messenger RNA of Oryctolagus cuniculus (rabbit), 13130 nucleotides long. It is a transcript of the gene CCBE1, whose product is annotated as collagen and calcium binding EGF domains 1. NCBI's taxonomy places the organism in Eukaryota, Metazoa, Chordata, Mammalia, Lagomorpha, Leporidae. The record is from RefSeq and is a predicted model, not a curated record. Gene Ontology annotation, molecular function: calcium ion binding.